AUAACCAGGAAGUUCUUCAUGCGUCAGUUAGAUGGUUCGCCAUCAAGAUCGCAACGAGCAAUGCUACUCUUUGUUAAGUGAAGUGCCGUAAAAUCUUGUUUUAGAACAAGAUUUACGUUUCCAACAGCCAACUGCGCUUCUAUAGAUGUUUUUCUGUUGUAGCAAAUAGAUCCGGUGAAAAUUCCCACGCGGCGUUUUCUUAUUUGACAGUAAGCUAGCGCUAGCGUGUUAGCUGCUCGGACAACAGCUCGUGAGGAUGUCUCUUCACGGCAAAAGAAAAGAAAUCUACAAGUACGAGGCGCCAUGGACGGUGUACGCCAUGAACUGGAGCGUUCGUCCGGACAAACGCUUUCGGCUGGCGCUCGGGAGCUUUGUGGAAGAAUAUAACAACAAGGUUCAGCUGGUCGGUCUGGAGGAGGAGAGCUCCGAGUUUGUCUGCAGGAACACGUUUGAUCACCCUUACCCAACCACCAAGAUCAUGUGGAUCCCGGACACCAAAGGGGUCUACCCAGACCUGUUGGCCACCAGCGGAGACUAUCUGCGCAUUUGGAGGGUUAGCGACACAGAAACACGUCUGGAGUGUUUGCUAAAUAACAACAAGAACUCCGACUUCUGUGCCCCUCUCACCUCCUUUGACUGGAAUGAAGUUGAUCCCAAUCUUCUGGGAACGUCCAGCAUCGACACCACCUGCACUAUCUGGGGCUUGGAGACGGGUCAGGUGUUAGGACGAGUAAAUCUGGUGUCUGGACACGUGAAGACCCAGUUAAUCGCUCACGACAAAGAGGUGUACGACAUCGCUUUCAGCCGCGCAGGAGGGGGCAGAGACAUGUUUGCUUCCGUAGGAGCCGACGGGUCCGUCCGCAUGUUUGACCUGCGGCAUCUGGAGCACAGCACCAUCAUCUACGAAGACCCCCAGCACCACCCGCUUCUCCGUCUCUGCUGGAACAAACAGGACCCCAACUAUCUGGCCACGAUGGCCAUGGACGGCAUGGAGGUGGUCAUCCUGGAUGUGCGUGUGCCGUGCACGCCCGUGGCGCGGCUCAACAACCACCGCGCCUGUGUCAACGGCAUCGCCUGGGCCCCUCAUUCCUCCUGUCACAUCUGCACUGCAGCCGACGACCAUCAGGCCCUGAUCUGGGACAUCCAGCAGAUGCCGCGCGCCAUCGAAGACCCCAUCCUGGCCUACACUGCGGAAGGGGAGAUCAACAACGUGCAGUGGGCCUCCACGCAGCCCGACUGGAUCGCCAUCUGCUACAACAACUGCCUGGAGAUCCUGCGCGUGUAACAGGACUUCCGUCGCUCUCAUCCCCCUGCUCUCAGUACCAGGACGUAAACCCGGUGGAGCUCUCUGAAAGUGUUCGGACGAUCAAAUCCCCGCUCUGCAAUAAUUUGGUUGACAUAAAAUGUUACUCCGCCGCUUUUCAGAGAGACGUGUUUGAGCUCUUAUUUAUUUUUGGCCCUGCAGCUGUAAAGACGCGUCAGAGCCGUCGUUUCUAAAAGCCGGACGUCUUUUAUACGUCCGGAACUCGAGCCAGCCCCGAGGCUAUCAUGAAGGGUUUAGAUGUUGUACAUUUCACCUGUUGAAUUUGUUGAGGUCAAUUCUAACUCGUUUGUGGCAGAAGACGGCCUCUCUGAUGCGUAGGAGUAUGUCGUAGCCUUUUAGUGGAUUACAUACCAUAAAUAUUCAAAGAUGCUGAACGUCGGUCUCCUUGAAGGAGGGUCAGACUUUUCAAAGUUGUAAAGUAAAACGAGACGUAUUCCUGCCUCUGUUAUCUUAAAUUGGACUACCAUGUACAGACGAACCUCUAACUUAGCAGACGUUUUGAUCGUCUUUCUAAUGACUUCUUCUUCUUCUUCUGCUUUAUUUGUGUGCGUAGAAACCUGCCUUUUUCUUUCUCGGUCCAGUGUAAGAUGGAGCUGAAGUUGUUGAAUGCGUUUGUCUUUGUUUAACACUUACGGGGUCCUUGUAGCAUGCCAUUACAAGGCAAAAUGUACAUACAUAUAAAUAUAUCAACAGCUGUUGGUAAGCCAAGUGUUCAUGUUGUAGCUCUUUUUCAUAAAGUUUAUUAUUGAAUUUGCUCUAAUAAAUUGUAUCCUUCCAUGUCUCAGACCAACUUUGUUUUCCUUGGUUGCUGUCAAAUGUGAGAAUUUUGAUUUUAGAUUUUGUGGUUUUGGAACAGAAGUGAGUCUGUUUUAUAUGCUUUGAAUAAAUAAAAUACUGAGCUGUUA
Messenger RNA from Oryzias melastigma (Indian medaka), 2229 nucleotides. It is a transcript of the gene dcaf7, whose product is annotated as ddb1 and cul4 associated factor 7. Bases 257 to 1285 code for a protein of 342 amino acids. Lineage: Eukaryota; Metazoa; Chordata; Actinopteri; Beloniformes; Adrianichthyidae. Gene Ontology annotation, cellular component: nucleus. The transcript has 7 exons. The record is from RefSeq and is a predicted model, not a curated record. Gene Ontology annotation, molecular function: protein binding.